Messenger RNA from Dromiciops gliroides (monito del monte), 1772 nucleotides. RefSeq names its product SPG21 abhydrolase domain containing, maspardin (gene SPG21). Gene Ontology annotation, cellular component: cytosol; trans-Golgi network transport vesicle. The transcript is spliced from 9 exons. Gene Ontology annotation, molecular function: CD4 receptor binding. The record is from RefSeq and is a predicted model, not a curated record. Bases 253 to 1182 code for a protein of 309 amino acids. NCBI's taxonomy places the organism in Eukaryota, Metazoa, Chordata, Mammalia, Microbiotheria, Microbiotheriidae.
CUGUGACGAGGUCGGGGGCGCGUCCGGAGCCUGAGUCCCGCAGGGGGCCCUGGCUCCAUACAGAUUGGGGAGCCUAGGAUAGGCACGCGGGGCCGCAUCUUUGGUGGGAAAGAAUCGGCCUUGGAGUCCGGAGGAGCUGGGUUCGAGUCCCGCUUCUGACACCUACUGGCUGCGGGACCCUGAGAAAGUCACUUAACCUCUCUGUGGCCCACGCAACUCUCUAAGACCGGUUAACCGCUGUUUCAGCAAAUCAUGGGAGAGAUUAAAGUCUCUCCUGAUUAUAACUGGUUCAGGAGUACAGUUCCCCUUAAAAAGAUUAUAGUAGAUGAUGAUGAUAGUAAAGUGUGGUCACUCUAUGAUGCAGGCCCUAGAAGUAUCAGAUGUCCCCUCAUAUUUCUUCCCCCUGUAAGUGGAACUGCAGAUGUGUUUUUCCGGCAGAUUUUGGCAUUGACUGGAUGGGGUUACAGAGUGAUAGCUCUUCAGUAUCCAGUUUAUUGGGACCAUCUUGAGUUCUGUGAUGGAUUCAGAAAACUAUUAGACCAUCUACAACUUGAUAAAGUUCAUCUUUUUGGAGCCUCUUUGGGAGGCUUUUUGGCGCAGAAGUUUGCUGAAUACACUCACAAAUCUCCCAGAGUUCAUUCCCUUAUCCUCUGUAAUUCCUUCAGUGACACCUCUAUCUUUAACCAGACCUGGACUGCAAACAGCUUUUGGUUAAUGCCAGCAUUUAUGCUCAAGAAAAUAGUCCUUGGAAACUUUUCAUCUGGUCCUGUGGAUCCUGUCAUGGCAGAUGCCAUUGAUUUCAUGGUUGACAGGCUAGAAAGUUUGGGUCAAAGUGAAUUGGCUUCUAGGCUUACCUUGAACUGUCAGAAUUCUUAUGUGGAACCUCAUAAAAUUCGGGACAUUCCUGUGACUAUUAUGGACGUAUUUGACCAGAGUGCCCUUUCAACCGAAGCUAAAGAAGAAAUGUACAAAUUAUACCCCAAUGCUAGGAGAGCACAUCUUAAAACUGGAGGCAAUUUUCCUUACCUUUGCAGAAGUGCCGAGGUGAACCUUUACGUACAGAUCCAUUUACUGCAGUUUCACGGAACAAAAUAUGCAGCCAUUGAUCCCUCUAUGGUCAGUGCUGAAGAACUUGAAGUACAAAAGGGAAGCCUUAAUAUCAGUGGUCAAGAAGAGCCAUAGGUUGAGCUGUUUGCAGCUCAACAAUGAAUCGAUCGGCCAGGCUUCCUUCCGGUACAAUCAGGGCUUUCCAAUCUGCCUUUUUGUUUUGGGGUGUGGUUUUUUUUGGUUUUGUUUUUGUUUUUUUGUUAGCCGGUCAUCACUGGGCUUCUGAAACUAGGACUUAUUAUGAAAUAGGAUUAUUCCGUAAAAUUCAUUACUGGUGACAGCUCUCCAAGCCAGUGAAACUGCAUCUUUUUUGGUUUGACUUUUAGCUUUUGAAUUUAAAGGUAUAUCUUUGAAGCCUCCUAUUUUAAGGAUUGUAAAAAUUUUUGCUACCAAAAGUCUUCACCUCUGCAUUUAAGGGAACAUUAAUUUGUGGAGUUUUGGGGGUGUUUUUUUAAUGCUUUAGCUGUAAAUACUGCAAAUCCAGAUUGUGAACUAGAAGCUUAUUGAUUAUUUUUUAAUCUAUUUUUGUUUAAAACGUGUUAAGGUGCCAAGGCUAUCAUCUGCUUCUUUGCUUUAUUUCUAAUCAAAACAAAUUGUUUGGGCUUUUUUAGCUGUCAUCUUGCCAGCUGCCAUAGUCAUUUUGAAUAAAACAUCAGUUUCAAUAA